UGAAAUCUUUAAACUAGAGCAGGCGGCAUUGAUCGAGCGCCGGCACUAUCUUAAACGCAGGGGAGGAGCUGCUUAAAACUUUAAAGUAGUCGGGAGAAAAAGCAGAUAUACCAGUAAUGAAACGAAAGUAGUAAAUUUUUUAGAAAGAAUGAAUGUAGCUUAAUAAAAUAUUAAGUGGAUACUUAACACGUAAACCUUAGAAUCCUUGGACUUGAGACUUUUCCACGGAAUGUUGAAAGCUUUUACCUUGGAGAAAUACGAACUAUUUCGAUAGCUGCUGCCUGGUUGGUAAUCUGUCUAAGAAAUGUCACUGAUUUAACGCGAGAUGGACUCUUCCUUAUGGCAGUCUGGGAUUGUUGGUUCACAGGGAAUUAGAUCAUGUGCUUUUGGAAAUGCUCUGGAGCCGUGUGCUGUAAACGAACAUCGUUUAUCUAAGGCAAUAACUGACUGGAGUUGAUUCAGCAGUCAAAUGAGAAUCUCCUGUAAAAACACAGAUCGAAAGUAAGACGGGCUGCUGUCUGCUACCCUGCAACCAUGAGCAGCAAUGCAACAGACCUCACCACCGGCUACCUCUCCUCUGCUGCGGCAAUCCUCCUGUUUGGCUCCAACUUUGUACCACUUAAAAAAUAUGACACUGGCGAUGGGAUGUUCCUUCAGUGGGUGCUCUGUGCUGCCAUUUGGUUGGUUGCCUUGGUGGUCAACUUGAUACUGCACUGCCCUAAAUUCUGGCCGUUUGCGAUGCUUGGCGGCUGCAUUUGGGCAACAGGCAACAUUGCUGUCGUUCCAAUUAUCAAAACCAUCGGUUUAGGACUUGGAAUCCUAAUCUGGGGAUCAUUUAACACCUUAACUGGCUGGGCAAGCUCAAGGUUUGGCUGGUUUGGGAUGGAUGCAGAAGAAGUGUCCAAGCCAAUGCUGAAUUACGUUGGAGCUGGGCUGUCAGUAGUAAGUGCGCUCACGUUUUUGUUCAUCAAAAGUGAAAUUCCGAAUAACCCAGGCAGCUCGGACACCACACCACUGAUGACAGAGCCUGUGAUCAACAGAACCGAGGACCGGAGUGCGGAUUCCUCCUGGGUGGAUAGACUUUCUACCACGUACCACCGCAUUGUGGGCUGCAGCCUUGCGGUAAUAUCUGGAAUACUCUACGGAUCGACAUUUGUGCCAAUCAUUUACAUCAAGGAUCACAGCAGAAGAAAUGACAGCAUGUACGCAGGCGCUAGCCAGUAUGAUUUAGACUACGUGUUCGCACACUCCAGUGGCAUCUUUCUUACAAGUACAGUCUACUUUGUGGCCUACUGUGUAGCCAUGAAAAAUAGGCCAAAGCUGUAUCCAGAGGCAGUCUUACCAGGCUUGCUGUCAGGGGUGCUGUGGGCCAUCGCCACCUGCUGCUGGUUCAUCGCCAACCACUCACUAAGCGCCGUGAUCAGCUUCCCGAUCAUCACUGCUGGUCCUGGACUUAUUGCUGCACUUUGGGGGAUACUCAUUUUCAAGGAAAUACAGGGUCUCCGAAACUACUUACUGAUGAUGCUCGCUUUCUGCAUCAUCUUAGCUGGGGCCUUGUGCACCGCUUUUUCUAAAGUGUAGCUGUUCACGGCAAGAGCAGCAGAGGGCAGCAGAGGGCAGCAGCGGCUAGGAGAAGGACCUCUGCUGCGCAAGCUAACACUACAGGCAGCUAAGCUGUGGCACUGUGGGUCUCUGCCACUCUGGGAAUGAACGGAUAAAUGGCUGUUGGCUCCACCAACGUGAGAACGCGAAGAGAGACCGUGUUUCAGUUCAGCGUGUGUGAAAACUCUUUUCGAUGAGCUAUUAACGAAGGCUGGACCUCGCUGGGUGGCUCAAAGGCAUAUCGGAUCAUCCUGUCUAACAAUGUCUACUUAAUACUAUAAUCCAGAAAAUAGGAUGGAGUUUGUACAAAAGAAAUUACCAUCCCAAUUUAUAAUUUAUUAAUAAAGAGGACCCAAAAUAAGUACUUUCUUGGUUGUGGGAAGGAACACACACAUACCUUGUGGAAUUUACAUUCAAAGAUAUCGGCCCCUUUGCUAAGAGCAAAUGUCAUAGUUGCAACCUGAAUGUUUAAAAUGCCAUUUCUUUUUUUUUUUGGCCAAAAAUUAUUACUUUAAUACUACUCCGCUCUUUAUCUUGCCUGACCUUCUUAGCUCAAAAUGUUUGAUAAUUAUUCCAGAUAAAACGGAUCCUCAGAGAGCAGGUCACCACCACUCCUAUGUACGUGUGAUAUAAUGUAUACAUUCACAAGCACACAUACGUGUGUGCAUGGUUUCAGAUUUGGACACAUUCUAGAGUUGCUGAAAUAGCAGUUUUAGUUCAUCACGUUCAACUUAAAGGAAGCCGACUUGUUUGACUGCACAACUAAUUUUUUCCUCCUUAAACACAGUUACUUAAAAGAUCAUUUUAACUGGAAGUGUUUCUUUUGACCCUAUUUUAACUGAUUUCCAGGAGACAAAAGAAGGUAGCAUAUAUAUUGAUUUGAUUCUUUAAGGGAAAAAAAAAAAAACACAGGCACAUUGCUCACAAUCAUGCUCUCUGCACCCUUAAUAGAAUAAUGGUGUUUGGCUGUGCCUUUCACCCAUUCUCUCCUGAUAUUGCAGUACUUUGUUGUGCCAGAGCAACAGAAUAGCAUCCUGCACCUGCCUCGGCUUAAACCUCAGAUGCUCCGUCUGAGUUGUGCAGCUUUGGACCUGAGAGCUCUCUCGGCAUGGCAGGCUUCCUGGGAAGGAGGGCUAGCGAUAGCAUGUGCCUUGAAUUCUGUUGUCCAAAUGUCUCCUUGCCUGACAAACACUCUAAACUUCUUUGCUAUUGUUACUACAUGUUAAUCAAGGGGAAACAACGUUUACAGGUAGGAAAAACUUACAACUUAUAAAAACUACUGGACUUACCACCCUCAGCCCAAUUGAACUUUGUCUUGCCAAAUCAGAAACAUCCCUGGAGUCCCUUCUAAUCAUUGAAUUGCUCACACAAAUAAUGUUUGAUAUUAACAAUGUCUUUUUUCUAUUUCAGUUUUUACUUGAAAUGUCAUUAAAUUGUGAUGGUAUGGCAAUUUCUGAAUAAACAUGACAGAAAAACUA
This is a messenger RNA of Mus musculus (house mouse), 3080 nucleotides long. RefSeq names its product transmembrane protein 144 (gene Tmem144). Gene Ontology annotation, biological process: carbohydrate transmembrane transport. The transcript is spliced from 13 exons. NCBI's taxonomy places the organism in Eukaryota, Metazoa, Chordata, Mammalia, Rodentia, Muridae. The record is from RefSeq and is a predicted model, not a curated record. Gene Ontology annotation, cellular component: membrane. Bases 535 to 1581 code for a protein of 348 amino acids. Gene Ontology annotation, molecular function: carbohydrate transmembrane transporter activity.